AUGGCUGAGGCGGCAAAGGCGCCCGCGCGCCUCGGGCUUCUCAGAGAAGCGGCUCAGUGGCCUCUGAAGCGGUACGGCCGCUUGUUGGCCCUGGGCACUGGAGAGCUGCCUGAACCCAGCCUGGAAGCCGGAGAAGACCCCUGCAAGUGGAAGGUGUUUGAGUCCAAUGAAGAAUCUGGCUAUCUUGUUCUCACCAUUGUGAUAUCAGGCCAUUUCUUCAUUUCCCAAGGACAGACUCUACUGGAAGGGUUUUCACUGAUUGGGAGCAAGGACUGGCUGAAGGUCGUAAGGCGCAUGGACUGUCUGCUGAUUGGACCAGUAGUCAAGGACCAGGGUCGCAUGUUUCGGGUGCAGUUUGCCGGAGAGUCGCAGGAGCAGGCGCUGGGACACUGCUGCAGCUGUGCGCAGAGCCUGGCCCAGUACGUAGAUGUGGGGGUGUGCGACGGAGACACCCAGGCGCUGCAGCUGAGCCCCUCCUCACCAACGGUGGCCGAGAGCCCAGGGAAGGACCGUGUGCAGAGUGGCCCGCUGUGGCCAUGGUGUGGAUCCCAGCAGCAGCUGGAGCAGUCAGUGUGUGAAGCCGGCGGUGCAGGCACACCAGAGGGGAGGAUCUCCGUGCAGCAGCGAGCUCAGUCUAUCCUGGCAUCGGAGACACUGCCCCCUGCGUAUGGACAGUCGGUGUGGGAUGCGGAGGAGCUGGGCCCCUUUCUACGCCUGUGCCUCAUGGAUCAGCAUUUCCCAGCGUUUGUGGAUGACGUGGAAAAGGAGCUUAAAAAGCUGACAAGCUGAGAAAUUACUUUCUAUGUACACCUGUAACUUCUUCCUAAAAUUGGAGAAGAUAUUAAAGAUUAUUCCAAACACCUUUUAUCAAUGUUUUAUUUUUAAAAACAGGUUGAGUCCACUUUUUAUACAUCAUUGCACUUCAACAAUGACACGAAACACAAGUACAUGCAUCUAAGUUGUGCACCGCUUGAGGACCCUGUUAGGUUAUAAAAUCUACCAUCCAACAGUAAAUUAAUGUGAAAAAAUACAGUGUCAAACCAAAAAAGAAUUAUCGUUGCAUAGAAUAUCACCAUGCUAUAACAUCUCAAGGUCACUGAAAACGAAGGGUAAAUUAUAAAAGUUUGCCUCGACUGAAUAUACAAGAGUAAGGUUCAACACAUCAGUGCAAAAGGAUUUCAGAAUUUACAUGAUUUAAAAAAAAAAAAAAAAAAACA
This is a messenger RNA of Tupaia belangeri chinensis (Chinese tree shrew), 1217 nucleotides long. It is a transcript of the gene REC114, whose product is annotated as REC114 meiotic recombination protein. The record is from RefSeq and is a predicted model, not a curated record. NCBI's taxonomy places the organism in Eukaryota, Metazoa, Chordata, Mammalia, Scandentia, Tupaiidae. The transcript has 6 exons. Bases 1 to 789 code for a protein of 262 amino acids.